Messenger RNA from Marmota monax (woodchuck), 2543 nucleotides. It is a transcript of the gene Dapp1, whose product is annotated as dual adaptor of phosphotyrosine and 3-phosphoinositides 1. Bases 148 to 990 code for a protein of 280 amino acids. The record is from RefSeq and is a predicted model, not a curated record. NCBI's taxonomy places the organism in Eukaryota, Metazoa, Chordata, Mammalia, Rodentia, Sciuridae. The transcript is spliced from 9 exons.
AGUUUCACUUCCUCACCGUUUGGAGACUCACAGCCACAGCAGGCUCCCAGUUCACCCGAGGAGAAGAGUCUAAGGAGCAGCUGAGCCCCUCUCUCCUCUUCCCCACAGCACCUGGCAGGGGCUUCACAGGCGGACGGAAGGGCACGAAUGGGCAGAGCAGAACUUCCAGAAGGGAAAAUGAGUACCCAGGAUCCCUUGGAUCUGUGGAGCAGAUCAGAUGGAGACGCUGAGCUGCUUCAGGACUUGGGGUGGUAUCAUGGCAACCUCUCACGUCAUGCAGCUGAGGCUCUUCUUCUCUCCAAUGGAUGGGAUGGUAGCUACCUUCUGAGAGACAGCAAUGAGCAGACUGGACUGUACUCUCUCUCCGUGAGAGCCAAAGACUCUGUCAAACACUUUCAUGUUGAAUAUACUGGAUAUUCAUUUAAAUUCGGCUUUAAUGAAUACUCAUCUUUAAAGGACUUUGUCAAGCAUUUCGCAAAUCAGCCUUUGAUUGGAAGUGAGACAGGCACUCUGAUCGUUCUGAAACAUCCCUAUCCAAGAGUAGUGGAAGAACCUUCCAUUUAUGAAUCUGUCAGGGUUCACACAGCAAUGCAGACAGGAAGAACAGAAAGUGACCUCGUGCCCACUGCACCUUCCUUGGGUACCAAAGAAGGCUACCUCACCAAACAGGGGGGCCUCGUCAAGACCUGGAAAACAAGAUGGUUCACUUUGCACAGAAAUGAACUGAAAUACUUCAAAGACCAGAUGUCUCCAGAGCCAAUUCGGAUCCUAGACCUAAGGGAAUGUUCAGCUGUUCAAUUUGAUUAUUCACAGGAAAGGGUAAACUGUUUUUGCUUAGUAUUUCCAUUCAGGACAUUUUAUCUCUGUGCAAAGACAGGAGUAGAAGCGGAUGAAUGGAUCAAAAUAUUACGGUGGAAAUUGUCACAAAUCAGAAAACAGCUCAAUCGAGAGGAAAGCACAAUCCGAUCUCAGUCAUUCAUCUUUAAAUAGAUCUUUCUCACCAAAGAGUGGCCUUGGCCCUGAGCAAGGUGGAAUGCUCCCUGGUACUGUGAUACAUAGCAGGAUUCAGAUGAAAGCUGACCAAGGAUUUUUCUUCAAAAGCAAAUCAAAAGCAGAUACUGACCAGGACCCAUAUACCACGUUCACAGACUCUUGGGAAACUGCUGCCGUUCCAAGAUGUCGCCAUGUCCAGCACACUGAAGCAAUUGUUCUGAGAGAAAUCAAUGGACCCCCACCUCCAGGUCUGCUCACUCUCAGAACACAUAAUGCAAGAUGAAGGGAUUUUUGUCUUUACUCCAAGUAGCCCCCAUGCUUGCUGACAUGAGUUGUCGAGUUCCACUCUGGGUCAAGGUCAGCUCACUGACCUUGAAGUUGUGCUAUUAUGCAGGAAGUAAACAGUCGUAUGUUUGGAAAGCUUAGACAGCUUCUUUAUAAAGUAUAUGGAGAUAGCAGACAUCAAGGAUUUUUUGAAGGAGAGGUUGUUUUUUGCUUUUUUGUUCUUUAUACAAAAGUCAAAAACUGUUUCCAAAACUAAAAUGGAACCUGCUUAUUGUUUUUAUUUUCUCUUUUAAAAGCCUUAGAAAUCUAGUGUGUCUUUCACAUCUAAUGAUAAAACUAUGAGAACUAAAUGUCCUAUGGGCAAUUAUGUGGGACAAUAAAGGUACAUGAAGAUACAAUUUAAAAACAUCACUUGACCAUUUUGGGGGAAAUGUUUUGAAGCGUGAAAACACAUAAAUUGAGGAAGGGUAACAAAGUGGUAGAUAACUUGUAGUUCAUAAUAAUUAUUAUUUUAUUUAUAAUAAUAAUAGAGGACAUGUAAGCAGUGGGUUAUCUUUAUCUGACAUUUCUCCAAAUGAUCUGGAAGAGAUUUCUCAAAGUGUGUUAUAACAGUCCCUUUCCUAUAAUGAGCUAUAUAGGGUUAACUUCUAAGCCCCCUGGGCCUUACUAAAGAGCAACUUCUAUUGCCAAUUGAGGGAGUAACACUAAAUCUACAUGAAAUAUAUAAUAAUGUGUUACACAGCUGUUGCAAAGCAGAGUAAGAAGACUGAAGUGAGAAUGAAAUGCUGGUGUCCAGAGUUCAUAAGCAGAUUCUAACUCUUUCUAAUAUCUUUAUCGAUCCUGCUUUUUGAGGCAGAAGUUUAUGGUGCAAAGGUAUGAUAUAACACUGCUCUUGCAGUCCCAAGGGAUACCUUGUUAACCAAGUUCCCUCUAUUAUUUAAGCAUUUAAGACUUGGAAAUUACAGUACAUAUUGUAUGUUUCAACAAGGUUUUUAAUGUAUUUCAUAUGUUUGUAUUAUAUGGGAUAAAAUAGAUGUCAAGUUAAAAUGUAUUAUGUCAAGUUUGCAAAGUAAUAUCAAAUAACUCUCAUAUACAUCUAUAGAUGUAUACUAUACAUCUCCUGUAUGAUUUCAUGUAUGGUUUUCUUAAAAACAAAGGUGUUGCUUUGUGUAGGUAAUAUUGAUUUUGCUUUUUGUAAAACAUACCAUGUUUAUUUAUAUUCUUUGUUUCUGUUUAAUAAAUAAAAAGCACAAUUUUGCUGUUCA